This is a messenger RNA of Paramecium tetraurelia, 1842 nucleotides long. RefSeq lists its product as uncharacterized. Gene Ontology annotation, biological process: transmembrane transport. Gene Ontology annotation, molecular function: transmembrane transporter activity. The transcript has 4 exons. Lineage: Eukaryota; Ciliophora; Oligohymenophorea; Peniculida; Parameciidae. The record is from RefSeq and is a predicted model, not a curated record. Gene Ontology annotation, cellular component: membrane.
AUGAUAACAGACGCAUUCCUCGAAAAAUAAUCCAGUAAUGUGCGUGUACAAGUACAGGAAGAAUAUGAAUAUCCUGAACAAGAUGUCAAUUUUACAGGUAGAAAAUUGACUAAAGAAUUGAAAAAUGGACCUAUUGAAAUAAGAGAAUUCAAAAACAUAAAUUGGAUUAUUCUAUAUUUUGUAAUAUGGGUCUUGAUGAUCUAUUGUGCAAUAACAGCAUGGGGGAAAGGAAAUAUUUAUGACAUAUAUAUGCCCUACGAUUGUAUGUAACGAUAAUGUGGAAGUGGUGUUACCAAAGACUAUCCAAAUGUUUAUAUAUUAAGUGAAUUAGAGUAUUAUUGUGUUUCUCAUUGUCCUGGAAUAAGUGAAGUUGGUUUAGAACUUCCUUGCUAUCAAUGUUCUGCAAAGCCAGCACCUUAUUCCGCCAAAUAAUUUUUUACUUUGUGUGUCCCUCCUGAAAGUGAAAACCCAAUAUAUCAAAAAAUGGUGAGCAAAAUAAAUUAUUUCGGCGAUAGUUAGCUAUAUUAUGCAGACAUUCAAGAGACAUGGCCUAUAAUUUUGGUUUGUGCUGGAAUCGCAUUUAUUAUUUCUGCCAUAGUUCUACUUUUGGCUAGAUUUGCAGCAGGAUGUGUAGUUUGGGGAAUGGUUGUUUUAAUUAUCUCGAUUUUAGCUUGGGCUGGGGGAGCGUGUUAUCUCUAAGCUAUAGGCUACAAUGGAGGGGUUAAAGAUGAGAAAGUUUCUAAAUCUCUAAAAUUAACUGCUUAUGUGAUUCUAGCUCUAGGAAUAGCAGGACUUAUUUUAGUGAUCUAUUUUGCUAAAAAAAUCAAACAAGCCAUUAUUAUACUGGAAGCAGCUAGUGAUUUUAUUAGAUCGGAGUGGUAGAUUAUUUUUGUUCCAGUGUUUAUGUAAUUUAUAAUAAUUGGAGUAAUGGCCUACUGGGUAGUAUUCUCAGCUCUCAUUUUUUCAGCUACCAGCAAUGAAAAUAAAACUCAGAAUAACCCUUAUGUUAUAUUAUAUAUGGAUAUAAAAACCUUUUGGUAAAUAGCCUUAUAUUUAUUUGGGAUGGGUUGGAAUGUUUGUUUUUUAAACGCGCUAACUCAAUUUGUUAUCUGUACUUGUUGUUGCUAUUGGUAUUAUAGUCAUUAAGGUUGUUCAAGAAAAGGUACUAUUAAAAAAGGUUUUCGUAAUGGACUCACAAAAAAUUUAGGUAGUCUUUUAUAUGGCGGAGUUAUUUUAUCUUUUAUGUGGUUGAUUAAAUUCAUCAUAUCGUAGUGCUGUGUAAUUUAAAUUUUAGUAAAUUAGUACUUUUAUAAAUGUAUGAUUAAAAUUAAUAAACAUAUUCCAUUUAUAUGUUUUUGUUAUUUAUACACAGCAUUGUGCGCUCGUUGUUUUGAUCAGGUAAUUAAGUUUUUGGAUAAAAAUGCUUAUACAAUAAUUGUAUUAACAGGAAAUGACUUUUGCCGUUCUGCAGUUGAUGCCUUCUAUCUUGAUUUUAGAAAUUCUACUCGUAUGACCAUCACUCAAGGAUGUAUGAACUAUUUAAAUUCUAACUUAGUGGGCGAGAUUUUUCAAUAUUUGGGAAUUAUUUUUAUUGGAGCAACUUCAGCCACACUUUGUUACUUUACUGUUAAGGAUAAAACCAAUAUUUUGGAUCCAUUUGUUCCCACUUUAUUCGUUGCCGUUAUUUCCGGUUUUAUUGGUUCUAUUUUCAUGAGUUUAUAUGGAUAUGGAGUUGAUACUAUAAUGUUCUGUUUGAUUGUUGAUGUUGAAUAAAAUAGAAACGAAGGAGGUCCCAAAUCAGUCCCACCAAUCCUUAAAAAAUAUGCCUUAGAAGAAAAAUGA